AAAAAACCCCGCCGCACCGCAGAUGCAGGCGAAGAAGACGCCGUAGCUGGACGAUGCGACUAAUCCACCAAAUUACUCACUGUGGCAAGAGGAAGCCCGUUUAGCUUUUGGGAAGGCCUCACAAGGAAUUGCGUGUCACUUCUGCGUAUUGUCCGACGUUUUACAUCGCCGAAUCUGUUUUAGGUUCCCCCGGCCUGCUCUUCGGCCACUCACUAUGGUGGACUACUACCAGAUUCUCGGAGUACGGAGAGAUGCGUCUGCAGAUGACAUCAAGAAAUCGUACAGAAAACUGGCCCUACGGUGGCACCCCGAUAAGAACCCAGAAAACAAAGAAGAGGCCGAGAAGAAAUUCAAGGAGCUCUCAGAGGCUUAUGAGGUCCUGUCCGAUGUGAACAAGAGGAGCACGUAUGAUCUGUAUGGCAAAGACGGACUGACGGGGGGUGCCCGCGGGCGAGGGAGUCACUUCCACAACGGAGAUCAUUUCCAUGAAGGCUUCACAUUCCGCAACCCGGAAGAUGUGUUCAGGGAGUUCUUUGGAGGCAGGGACCCGUUCGCAGACCUUUUCGGUGCCGAUCCAUUUAGCGACGAUCCUUUUUUUGGCAACGCCCGACGUCACCAAAGCCGGGCGAGUCGAAGUCGGACAGGGGGCUCAUUUCUGGGGGGCUUUGUCGGUUUUCCUCCCUUUGGUGCUGGCUUCUCACCUUUCGAUCCAGGCUUUGGUUCGUUUGGCUCCAUGAGCAGCAUGGGUCACAUGGGUCACAUGGGUCACCUGGGUCACCUGACCACCAUGGGCAGUCUGGGAGGCGGGGGCUUCACCUCUUUCUCCAGCAGCUCCUUUGGGGGAGGCGGCGGCGGAGGCAUGGGUAACUUUCGAUCUGUGUCCACCUCCACCAAAAUCAUCAAUGGCAGGAAGAUCACCACGAAAAGGACCGUCGAGAACGGUCAAGAGCGGGUCGAAGUGGAGGAGGACGGCCAGCUGAGGUCACUGACCAUCAACGGCAAAGAGCAGCUGCUGCGACUGGAACACAAGUAAUGAACCAAAAGUUACCUCAACACAAAGCUACCAACAAACUUGAGCUCGAAACGCGACGUCGGCGGCAACAAAAAGCAACAAAGAAUUGUAAUCAUAAUGUGACAGGUUUCUUUUUGGUUUUGGUUUUUGUUUGGAUGUACGUACUCGAGUUGCGUUUCUUUCCGUUGACGGCCUCUUCCGCCAGACUUUGUUCUCUGACGCUUAACAUCAGUGGAUUGGGGCGGCGACGGCGUGCUUUGUCGCAGCGCUUCCCUCGUGAAACCGACCUUGAAUUUUGGCUUAAGGUUGCUACGGACGCUUCAGGGUGUGGGACCGCAACAUUACUCAGAGCCCUCUCUUCCAGUAGUUUAUCUGGUGGCUCCUUGGGAGGUGUCACACGGCAUUCCCAAAAAAAAAAAAAAAAAAAAAAGUCUGCUUUCCUUAUAAAUAUGAGAAAAGGCUCAAAUGGAAGAAUAUAAUGUGGGUAGACAGCAUCAAUGCAUCAUCCCCUCUCUGUUUAUUGCUGGUCUAACUUGUUCUUAAUUUUUUUUUUUUUAUGAUUCCAACGCUGGUAUAUUGUCAUUUGUAUGUUUUGUUUAUUUAAUGAUGCACGUAUACCUGUUGAAUGUUGAGUCUUAAUGUUAAAGCUGCAUUGUGAUGCACAAAUAACUUGAGUCAUUCUAUAAAUUAUGAUGUAUAUGAAUUCACAAGUUCAGUGUACUUUGUAAACCAAUAAAUUUCCGUUUCAUUCCA
Molecule: messenger RNA, 1765 nt
Organism: Hippocampus comes (tiger tail seahorse)
Lineage: Eukaryota; Metazoa; Chordata; Actinopteri; Syngnathiformes; Syngnathidae
Product: dnaJ homolog subfamily B member 6-like
Exons: 8
Coding region: 215-1033 (272 amino acids)
Molecular function (GO): Hsp70 protein binding
Source: RefSeq, a predicted model, not a curated record